Molecule: messenger RNA, 1527 nt
Organism: Antechinus flavipes (yellow-footed antechinus)
Lineage: Eukaryota; Metazoa; Chordata; Mammalia; Dasyuromorphia; Dasyuridae
Gene: PLPP1
Product: phospholipid phosphatase 1
Exons: 6
Coding region: 327-1187 (286 amino acids)
Biological process (GO): signal transduction; phospholipid metabolic process; phospholipid dephosphorylation
Molecular function (GO): phosphatidate phosphatase activity
Source: RefSeq, a predicted model, not a curated record
CCCCGCGGCUUCCCAUCCUUAAAGUGGGAGCCCAGGCGCGGGGCCUGCGGCAGAUCGCUCAGGAGGGCGGGUUGUGCGGAGGCUGGGAGCUUGACCUCUUGCGGGUGGAGCGCGGCCCGGGCUGGCGGCGGGACUCCGGGCUCUCAAGGCGCCAUUGCUUUCGUGCGGAGCGCUGGCCCUGUCCUCGGGAGGAGCCGUCACUCGGGGAUUGCCCGCAGUCCCCGGCCCCGGCCCGCGAAGGCUGGUGUUUGUCCGGUGCUGCCGAACGAGCCACUUCUCGUCCCUCCUGGCCGCCCCGCUGUGCGGCCGCCCCGGGGCCCGAGACCAUGUUCGACAAGACCCGCUUGCCGUUCGUGGCCCUGGACAUGGUCUGCUUGUUCCUGGCUGCCUUGCCCUUGAUUGUUCUAAACUUGGCCAAAAUAAAGCCAUAUCAGAGAGGCUUUUUCUGUAGUGACAACAGCAUCAAGUAUCCGUACCAUGACAGUACCGUUCCAUCCCCGCUUCUCUACGCAGUGGGGUUCACUCUGCCUAUUUCUUCUAUGAUUCUUGGAGAAGCCCUGUCUGUUUACUACAAUCUCUUGCAUUCAAAUUCCUUUGUCAGGAAUAACUACAUAGCCACUAUUUACAAAGCCAUUGGGACAUUUAUGUUUGGGGCAGCUGCUAGCCAGUCCCUGACAGACAUUGCCAAGUAUUCCAUAGGCAGACUUCGACCCCACUUCUUAGCUGUCUGUGACCCUGAUUGGACAAAAUUCAAUUGUAGUGAUGGCUAUAUUGAAAACUUCCCAUGUCGGGGAAAUUCAGUAAUAGUAAACCAGGGAAGAUUAUCAUUUUAUUCUGGGCAUUCUUCAUUUUCUAUGUACUGCAUGCUGUUCCUCGCACUUUAUCUCCAAGCCAGAAUGAAGGCAGAUUGGGCACGACUUUUGCGACCCACACUUCAGUUUGCUUUCAUUGCUUUAUCUAUCUAUGUGGGGCUUUCUCGUGUUUCUGAUUAUAAACAUCACUGGAGUGAUGUGCUAACUGGACUCAUCCAGGGAGCUGUGGUGGCAAUACUUGUUGUUGUAUUUGUAUCAGAUUUCUUUGAAGAAAGAAAAUGUUCAUUUAAGCAAAGAAAAGAAGAGGACUCACACACAACUUUGCAUGAGACACCAACAAAUGGAAAUCAUUAUGGAAGCAAUCAUCAAGCAUAAGGAGCUUCAAUUGCCUGCUUUCUAAAGGAAAAUGAUAACAGCAGGAGGAAAAGAUAAUGGUCAUUUUCUUCCUGAUGUAAAAAGCCUUUAAGGGACUGCUGCUGCUAUACCUCUCAGACGCCCACUUUACCUGUGUAUAUAGUCACAUUUAACACAAUAAUAGCUUUAAAAUUCAUUCAAAAGAUUUCAAGCCUUUCACUAAAACACUACCCACCUGUACAUUUUUUUUAUUAAAAUAAUGUGGUAAUGCUUUUAUGUACAAAUGUGUAUGUCAUAUACUUUGCUAGAAUGAUGCUUGUUUUAAAUACAAUACAAAUUAAAAUGUUUAUGAUGAAGACCA